AACUCAAUUUCCGGCGCGAGCAGAGCAAACAAUAUUACGACACAGCUUUCGGCUGAGCAACUAUCGCCAAUGAUGGCCGACAGCACCACAACUGAUACUUUGCGUCAAUACCUGCGACAUUGAAGCGUCUCCAAACUGUCCACCGGUUGGCCACGAGACCAUGCGGAGGGGCUGGUCGCUACUCUGCACCACUCGCAACGGAUUAGGCCUUUGGAGCUGUCAAUCCGGCCAGCUGGGAAUCCUCCCUGGUCGGGGAGCUCGGCGCUCGGCGCUGCACGCUGCAAACCCUGGCCGCACGCAUGCGAACCCCCCGCUCGCGGGGGCCGGCCUUGCCUGGCGCGCGAUUGGCGGCCAUGGCAGCCCUCCAAGCGAAGCCCAUGCCAGCGCCCGCAGCUACACCACCACCAACCACUACAGCACACAUGGUGUUAGCGGCGCAGCCAGGAUGGACGCCGCCGACGACGACGUUGCUGCUGCGGACGCCGCUCCGCCGGCGCUGCUGCUAGUGCACCCGCGGCAGCGUGGCGCAGAGGACAGAGAGGAGGCGCUGCGCCUGGCAGAGAGCCUUACAGGCCGGCCAUGCCCCUGUGUGGAGGUGGGGGGCGCCAAGCUGCGCACCCGCACCCUGACCCAGCCCCGCACCCCUCCCGCACCCGACCCAGCCACCAGCAGCUCUGGCAGCAGCAGAACUGACAGUAGCAGCAGUAGCACCGGCGACGCGCCGCCGCGCUCCCCGGCUGCCGCCUAUGAUGCCCUAUACCGGAGGCGGCGCGGCUCGACCGGCGGGGCGGUCCCCGUCACCGGCCACCGUACCACCUUCUUCGGCACCGGCAAGCUGAGAGCCCUGGCGGCGCAGCUAGACCUACUAGACGGCAGUAGCAGGGGCAUUGGCAGCGGCAGUAGUACUGGUAGUAGCAGUAGUAGCGGCAGUGGCAGUGGCGGGGACAGUGGUGGACGGAAGCAGGGGCUUGCGCCCAGCCACACUGCCGCAGCCUCCCGCAAUGCCACGGAGGAUCACCAACAGGAGCGUCCGGAGCAUCCGGAGCAGGAGUCGGCACGCCUCCUGGACGCGUCGCAGGCGCCGCCCCGGGUUGGCGGCCGCCCUGCCGGCGGCGGCGGCGGUGGCGGUCCUCGCACCCCUGCCUUCAUCAACGCCGUCCUGACGCCGCUGCAGGAGCGCAACCUGGAGGCGGCCCUGGGUCGGCCGGUGGUGGACCGCGUGGGACUCAUCAUCCGGGUGUUUGCGGCGCGGGCGCAGACGCGGGAGGCGCGGCUGCAGGUGGAAUUGGCGUCGCUCACACACCAGUUGCCGCGGCUGGUGCGCGCGCGUGGCGCCGACGGCCGCCGGGGGGCGUUCGGCGGAGAUUUGGUGGCAGGGCUGCUUGGCGGGGCGGGAGGAGGAGCGGGAGGAGGGGCGGGAGGAGGGGCGGGAGGAGGAGGAGGCGGCGCGGCGGUGGUCACACAGGUGGUCACACAGGUGGUCACACAGGUGGUCAGUGCUCGCCAGCGCGGAGCCAGCGGCGCAGGCGGCCUGGGCGGCGGCGGCGGCGCGGGUGACCCCGAGCUGCGGCGGCAGCGCUUCCGCAUCCUGCAGCGGGUGGCGGUGCUGAGGCGGCAGCUGGCGGGGGUGGCGGCGGCGAGGGACGUGCAGCGGCAGGGCCGCCGGGCCUCAGGCCUUCCCACGGUGGCCCUGGUGGGCUACACCAAUGUGGGCAAGACCAGUCUGGCGGUGGAGCUGGCGCCGCGCGGCUCCGGCCUGCCCGCCCCCGCGGACCGGCUGUUCGCCACGCUGGACCCCGCGGUGCGCCGGGCCUGGCUGCCGGGGGCCGCAGCAGCAGGAGGAGCCGGGGGAGGAGGAGCUGGAGGCGGCGGCGGUGGCGGAGGCGGCGGCGGCGGAGGGGCGGUGGCGGUGGCGGACACGGUGGGCUUCAUUCGUGACCUGCCCGUGGGCCUGGUGGCGGCGUUCAGGGCCACAUUGGAUGAAGCCGCCUCCGCCGACGUGCUGCUGCACGUGCUGGACGCCGGCAGCGGCAGCGCACAGCACGUAGCGGCGCAGCGCGACGCCGUGCUGGGCGUGCUGCGCCGGCUGGGCGUGUCGGAGCACGUGCUGCGCCACCGCACGGUCGAGGUCUGGAACAAGGUCGACCUCAUACCCAUUGACGUGGGGGAGGCUGUGGGUGCGGGUGCUGCGGGUGCGGGCGCGGGUGCUGUGGGUGUGGGUGCGGGUGCUGGCGCAGUGGCAGGAGCAGUGGUGAGCGGGUCGAGUGGCGGAGGCGGCGGAAGCUUUGGGGCAGGUGGCUUGGAGGCGCGGACGGAGGAGGAGGCGGGGAGUUUGGGGGCAGCGGCCGCGGAGGGCGAGGCGACUGAUGACGACAACGACGGCGAGGCGGAGGGAGCUGGGGAGGUGGAGUGGGAUGAGGAGGCAGAAGACGAGACGAACGAGGAGGCGGAGGGUGGUGGUGUGGCUUGGCUGGAUGAGGCGGGCCAUGCGGGUCGGGAGUGGGAGGAGGACGAGGCGGAGGGCGACUGGCCCAGACUGGAGGACGAGGAGGGGGAGGAGGAGGAGGGGCAGGAGGGCCAGCUAGGUGGGGGGGCACCACCGCACACAUCCGGGUCUGGAGGCACCGGCGCGGGCGGAGUCAGUGGCGGUGCCGGCGCUGCAGAGCUGGUGGGCGCGCCGGUGCUGCCGCCUGCCAGGCCGCCCGCGCGGCGGCUGUUUGCUGGGGCAGCACCAGGUGGGGAACCGGCGCCGCCGACGCCACCGCUGGCAGGGAGCAGCAGCAGCGACACGCCGCCGCCGCUGACGACACCCGGUUGGCGACGGCUGCACAGCAGCGGCGCCGCCAGCAGCAGCAGCAUCAGUGGUGGUAGCGGCGGUGAAGACGACGGCAGGUGGGCCCGGCAGCUGGCGGCGGCGGCGGCGCUGGUGGAGCGAGUGCAUGCGGCAGGCGGCGCGGUGCCGGCGGCGGUGGUGCUGGCGGCGGUGGCGGCGGGAGAGGGCGUGGCGGAGGUGCGCUCAGCCCUCGCCGCAGUGCUGGCCCGGAGCAGCGGCGGUGGCGGCAGCAGCGGGCGCGACAAUAACGCCACUGAUGCCGCAAGGGCGGCGGCGGCGGCGACGGCUGGCGCCGCUCCUGCCGAUCCAGAUGGCGGCGGCGGCAGCGGCGUGUGGGUUUCACCUAGCCUCUGGCUGUCGCACGACGUGCUGAGGGGAGGAGGAGAGGUUGCCGGGGGCGGAGGUGUGGGUUUGGCCGCAGGCGGCAGCCGCAACCACGGGGCUGCCGCUGCGGGUACUGCCGCAGGCCCCACACCACAGCAGCAGCAGCAGCAGCAGCAACCCGGCUCGUCGACACACGGGGGCCGUAUGGGUGCUGUUGCGACUGCCAGCGGCGGCGCCGCCACAUCAUGGCACGAGCCAGCGGCGCCGGCGCCAUCUCCUACAGCAGGCCGGAGGCAGCAGCAACAGCAGCAGCAGCAGCAGCAGCAGCAGCAGCAGCAACAACAGCAGCAGCAACAGCAGCAGCAGCAGCAGCAGCAGCAGCAGCAGCAGCAACAGCAGCAGCAGCAGCAACAGCAGCAGCAGCAGCAAUUCCGUGGGAGCCGAGGCGCCAAGCAGCAGCCACAGGCGGCGGGGCUGGAGCCGGAUGGCGAGGAUCUCGAGGAGCUGAUUCGGUUCCUGAGGAGGCGGAAGCCACGGGAGUAGUGCCAGCGGUGUAGAGCAGGGUGAGGGGCAGUCGAUGUAAAAGGAGAAGGAGUCGAGUGGGGAGUCGAGAGCAAACACUGGUGGCAAGGUGGGGCGGGCAUUGUGCUUAAGUGGGGGGAGGCGCGUGGGGAAGGCGCAAGUGCGGGCGAUGGCUUCAGGCUUCGGUGGGUUGGCAAGGCAGAUGGGGGCGGCCAAUCUGCUCAGUGUUUCGUGCGUCGCUGAUAUGCAUGUCAACGUUCAUGAUU
Molecule: messenger RNA, 3945 nt
Organism: Chlamydomonas reinhardtii
Lineage: Eukaryota; Viridiplantae; Chlorophyta; Chlorophyceae; Chlamydomonadales; Chlamydomonadaceae
Exons: 9
Coding region: 446-3700 (1084 amino acids)
Cellular component (GO): cytoplasm
Molecular function (GO): GTP binding; ribosome binding
Source: RefSeq, a predicted model, not a curated record